AUGUGCCCACGAUCAAAUGAAAUAAAAAUACAAAUACAAAUCAAUUCCACCUGACAUGUAAUCUUAAGAUAUCCGUAAUUUACAAAAUAAAAUUCCCCGUAAUAUGGUAAUAAGUUAUGAUAUGUCUUAUUUCAAAAUAUUACCUUAAAAUGCUAAAAAUAAAUAGUUAACUAGUAUAUGCGAGAAAGCCGUAUAAAUAGCUAUUGAAUAUUUUACUCGUUUAAUAAAAAUAAUUCCAAAAUCUGAAGUAAAUAUGAGAUAUAAAUCUUCGAAAUGUGGAAAAGUUGAUGUUCCUUAAUCAGAUAAAACUAGAGGAAAGAAUUCUGAUUUACAUUUAUAUGUAUAAUAUGUAAUGGAAGAUGAUUAGUAGUAUUAAGCCUCUGCUAUUUGGUGUUAAUUUUUGGAUGCUCAAGGACCAACUCAUGGUUUAGUUAACUUCAAUUUAGCUGAAUUAGAAUAAAUAGAAUUGGAUGAUGCUAUUGAAUUUGAAGAUUUAAUUGAAAUAGUUAUCCAUGAAAUUACUCAUAUAUUAGGUUUUAGCGAUGAAGAUAUACCUAAAUGGGUAAAUUCUAAUGGAAUCGCAUAUGCUAAACCUACUAUUACAUAAAAAAUAAGGGAUAUUGAUAGUUUAUUACUCACAACUCCUCAUGUUUUGGCAUUUGCUCGUAAAUAUUUCGGAUGUCCUACCUUAGUUGGUAUGCCUCUUUAAAACUAAGGAAACGGAAAUUCUAAAAAUUCUCAUUGGUUAAACACAAUCAUGCAAAACGAAUACAUGAAUGCAUCUGUAUCAUAUACUUAGGCUUAUUUUAGUGGUUUUACAACUAAUCUUUUAAGAGAUACAGGUUUCUAUACAGAAAUAAACGAAUCUAUGGAAGAAUAGAUGUUCUAUGGAAAAGGUAAAGGCUGUGAGUAUGUUCUUGGUAAAUGUAAAACUACAACAAGAGAAUUUUGUGAUCCUAAAACUGACGAGAAAUUAUGCGAUUUUUACCACCAUGGUCUUGCUAAUUGUAGUGUUGGUUUAUUUAAUAAUCCUGGUUGCAAUAAUUUAUUUACCUACCCAGAUUAUAAAUGCUGGGAUGUUAAUAGUCUUUUGAACAUUGAAGAUGUUAAUGAAAAAAAUGGAGGUUAAUUUGGAGAAGAUUCAAGAUGUUUUAACGGAAACUUAUUAGCUAAAACAGAAAAAAAAUCAAAAAAAAAAAAUGAAAAUAUUAUAGGUAAUUGCUAUAAAUAUGAAUGUAGUUCAAAUGGAUAAUAAGUCUUUAUAUUUGUAGGAUAAGAAAAACUAAUUUGUAAAAAAAAAUUAGAAAAAAUAACAGUUAAAGGUUAUGAUGGAUAUGUUAUAUGUCCUGAAAAUAUAUAAGAGUUUUGUAUGUAUAAAAAAAUAUGUCCAGGAUUUUGUAGUAAAAACGGAUAUUGCUUAAAAAAUUAAUGUUAAUGUAUGAAAGGAUUCUUUGGAAAUGAUUGCUUUAAGAAAUAAGUAGCUUGAUUAGUUAAGUAUUUAAUAAUUUUUAAUCUAAUUUUAUUUAAUAUAAUAAAUACAUAAAUAAUUUGUUUAUAAUUAUUAACUUUUAUUAAUU
This is a messenger RNA of Ichthyophthirius multifiliis, 1577 nucleotides long. RefSeq names its product leishmanolysin family protein, putative. Gene Ontology annotation, cellular component: membrane; cytoplasm. The record is from RefSeq and is a predicted model, not a curated record. Lineage: Eukaryota; Ciliophora; Oligohymenophorea; Hymenostomatida. The transcript has a single exon. Gene Ontology annotation, biological process: cell adhesion; proteolysis. Gene Ontology annotation, molecular function: metalloendopeptidase activity.